Hemiscyllium ocellatum (epaulette shark) is the source of this 5004-nucleotide messenger RNA. Its product is annotated as collagen alpha-1(II) chain. The transcript is spliced from 54 exons. NCBI's taxonomy places the organism in Eukaryota, Metazoa, Chordata, Chondrichthyes, Orectolobiformes, Hemiscylliidae. Gene Ontology annotation, molecular function: extracellular matrix structural constituent; protein binding. The record is from RefSeq and is a predicted model, not a curated record. The coding region runs from base 152 to 4630 and encodes 1492 amino acids. Gene Ontology annotation, cellular component: cytoplasm; collagen type II trimer. Gene Ontology annotation, biological process: skeletal system development.
GACUUAAAACCUGCGGUACCAGGGCCAGAGAACAGAGCGCUACUGGAUACCUGAUUGCCCUUCGCCCGGUCCGAGCUUGACUUUAUGACGGCGCCGUAACUGCGGGAUUCCUUCUCCACAUUAACACAUUCUGCAUGUCUAAUAUUUAGACAUGUUCAGGCUUCUGGAUUCGCGGACAUUAUUACUGCUUGUUGCAGUGCAAGCACUCCUCGUUGCUGUUGGCAGAUGUCAAGACAGAGAUAUCCAGGACCUGAAAGUGAACUGUUUACAAGAUGGGCACAUGUACAGUGACAAAGAUGUGUGGAAACCCGAGCCUUGUAGAAUCUGUGUCUGUGAUUCUGGGAUUAUCCUUUGUGACGAGAUAAUCUGCGAAGAUCUUAAAGAUUGCCCUAAUCCCGAGAUUCCUUCUGGAGAAUGCUGCCCUGUCUGUCUGAAAGACCGUCCUGCUCUCAGCGAUCGGCAGAGAGGUCCGAAGGGACAAAAAGGUGAACCAGGGGACAUUAAAGAUGUUGUAGGACCAAGGGGACCUCCAGGCCCACAGGGACCAUCUGGAGAGCAAGGCUUAAGGGGACCACGUGGAGAGAAGGGUGAAGCCGGUGCGCCUGGUCCCCGUGGUAGAGAUGGGGAACCUGGAACUCCUGGAAACCCUGGCCCACCCGGACCACCUGGAUCUUCCGGCAUGUCUGACUUUGGCGGAAACUUUGCUUCGCAAAUGGCACGAGGGUUUGAUGAGAAGGCAGGAGGUGCUCAGAUGGGUGUCAUGCAAGGACCAAUGGGCCCCAUGGGACCCAGAGGACCCCCAGGACCCACAGGCGCUCCCGGCCCUCAAGGAUUCCAAGGAUCUCCUGGAGAACCUGGCGAAUCUGGUGCUGCUGGUCCCAUGGGUCCUCGUGGUCCUCCUGGACCUGCUGGUAAACCUGGUUCUGAUGGCGAGGCUGGAAAAUCUGGAAAACCCGGUGAACGCGGACCCCCAGGGCCACAGGGUGCUCGUGGUUUCCCAGGAACCCCAGGUCUUCCAGGUGUCAAAGGUCACAGGGGUUACCCAGGUCUUGAUGGUGCUAAAGGUGAAGCUGGUGCUGUAGGUGCAAAGGGUGAAGCAGGUGCUGCUGGAGAGAAUGGAGCUCCUGGUCCUAUGGGUCCACGUGGUCUGCCUGGUGAGAGAGGUCGUCCUGGAGCUCCUGGUUCAGCUGGUGCCCGUGGUAACGAUGGUCUGCCUGGUCCAGCCGGUCCUCCAGGUCCAGUCGGUCCUGCUGGUGCUCCCGGUUUCCCAGGUGCUCCAGGCGCGAAGGGAGAAGCUGGUCCAACUGGUGCUCGUGGUCCUGAGGGCGCUCAGGGUUCAAGAGGAGAGUCAGGAAGCCCCGGAUCCCCAGGCCCUGCUGGAGCUCCUGGUAACCCUGGUACUGACGGUAUUCCUGGAGCCAAAGGUUCUGCUGGCGCUCCUGGCAUUGCUGGUGCACCCGGUUUCCCUGGUCCACGUGGUCCUCCAGGUCCACAAGGUGCUACCGGCCCUCUUGGUCCUAAAGGUCAACAAGGUGAGCCUGGUGUACCAGGAUUCAAGGGAGAAGCAGGCCCAAAAGGAGAACUUGGUCCUGCUGGUCCUCAAGGUGCUCCUGGCCCUGCUGGUGAAGAAGGCAAGAGAGGCCCUCGUGGUGAGCCAGGGGCUGCUGGUCCGAAUGGUCCUCCUGGCGAGAGAGGUGCUCCUGGUAACCGUGGUUUCCCAGGUCAGGAUGGUCUUGCUGGUCCUAAGGGUGCCCCUGGUGAGCGUGGUGCUCCUGGUGUUCAUGGUCCUAAAGGUGCUAAUGGAGAUCCCGGUCGCCCUGGUGAACCUGGUCUGCCAGGCGCAAGAGGUCUUACAGGUCGUCCUGGAGAUGCUGGUCCCCAAGGCAAAGUUGGAGCUACUGGUGCCCCUGGUGAAGAUGGCCGCCCUGGCCCACCUGGUCCACAGGGUGCUCGGGGACAGCCUGGCGUGAUGGGUUUCCCAGGACCAAAGGGUGCGACUGGUGAGGCUGGCAAGGCUGGUGAGAAGGGUCUCAUGGGCGCUCCUGGGUUGAGGGGUCUGCCUGGCAAAGAUGGCGAAACAGGUGCUCAAGGUCCUCCUGGUCCAUCAGGUCUUGCUGGUGAGAGAGGUGAACAAGGUCCUCCUGGUCCUCCUGGCUUCCAGGGUCUGCCUGGUCCUCCAGGUCCUCCAGGUGAAGGUGGCAAGCCAGGUGACCAGGGUGUUCCAGGUGAGGCUGGUGCCGCAGGCCCGACAGGUCCACGAGGUGAACGAGGUUUCCCAGGUGAACGUGGAUCUCCAGGCUCUCAGGGACUCCAGGGUCCACGUGGUCUCCCAGGUACUCCUGGUGCUGAUGGUCCUAAGGGUGCAGCUGGUGCUCCCGGCCCCAAUGGUGCUCAAGGUCCUCCCGGUCUCCAGGGUAUGCCAGGCGAGAGAGGUGCCGCUGGAAUUCCCGGUCCAAAAGGCGACAGAGGUGAUAAUGGUGAGAAAGGACCUGAGGGCGCUCCUGGCAAAGAUGGCGGACGAGGUUUAACUGGUCCAAUUGGUCCCCCUGGCCCAGCUGGUCCCAACGGAGAGAAGGGUGAAGCAGGUCCUCGUGGGCCGACAGGUGCUGCUGGAGCUCGCGGUGCCCCUGGUGAGCGUGGUGAGACAGGUCCUCCUGGCCCUGCUGGCUUUGCUGGUCCUCCUGGUUCAGAUGGUCAGGCUGGUCCCAAGGGCGAACCUGGUGAGGCUGGACAAAAAGGUGAUGCUGGUGCUCCUGGUCCUCAAGGUCCAUCAGGUGCUCCCGGUCCACAGGGUCCAACAGGUGUUACUGGGCCGAAAGGAGCUCGUGGUGCCCAGGGUCCCCCUGGUGCAACUGGUUUUCCUGGUGCUGCUGGUAGGGUUGGUCCACCUGGUCCUAAUGGUAAUCCAGGCCCAGUGGGUCCACCUGGUGCUCCUGGUAAAGAUGGUCCUAAAGGCCUACGUGGUGAUCCUGGUCAGGCUGGACGCGCUGGUGACCCUGGUCUUCAAGGGCCAGCUGGUGCUCCUGGGGAGAAAGGUGAACCCGGUGAAGACGGUCCUCCUGGUCCUGAUGGUCCUGCUGGUCCACAAGGUUUGGCUGGUCAGCGUGGUAUUGUAGGUCUUCCUGGUCAGCGUGGAGAAAGAGGUUUCCCUGGUCUCCCUGGUCCUUCUGGUGAGCCUGGCAAACAGGGAGCUCCUGGUUCUGCUGGUGACCGAGGCCCCCCUGGCCCUGUUGGUCCACCUGGUCUCACUGGUCCCUCUGGAGAGCCUGGACGUGAGGGCAACCCUGGUGCUGAUGGUCCUCCUGGUCGUGAUGGUGCAUCUGGUAUGAAGGGUGACCGAGGUCAGACUGGUCCUGCUGGUGCCCCUGGUGCUCCCGGUGCCCCUGGCGCUCCCGGUCCUGUCGGCCCAACUGGCAAACAAGGAAACAGAGGGGAGCCUGGUGCUCAAGGUCCAAUGGGUCCUUCUGGUCCUGCUGGUGCCCGUGGUAUGCCUGGUCCUCAAGGUCCUCGUGGUGACAAGGGGGAAGCUGGUGAGGCAGGUGAAAGAGGGCAGAAAGGUCACAGAGGCUUCACUGGUCUGCAGGGCCUACCUGGUCCUCCUGGUCCUGCUGGCGAUCAAGGUGCUGUUGGUGCUGCUGGUCCUGCUGGUCCUCGUGGUCCUCCUGGUCCCGUUGGACCACCUGGUAAGGAUGGUGCAAAUGGUCUGACUGGUCCCAUUGGUCCACCUGGCCCACGGGGGCGUUCUGGUGAAACUGGCCCUGCUGGUCCUCCUGGUAAUGCUGGUCCUCCUGGUCCCCCUGGUCCUCCAGGCCCUGGUAUCGAUAUGUCUGCCUUUGCUGGUCUGUCACAACCUGAGAAAGCUCCUGACCCACUCCGAUACUUCCGGGCUGACCAGGCUGCUCCAUUCCUGCGUCAACAUGAUGCUGAGGUUGAUGCCACUCUGAAAUCCCUCAACAACCAAAUCGAAAAUAUCCGCAGCCCAGAAGGAAGCAAGAAGAACCCAGCCCGUACCUGCCGAGACCUGAAACUUUGUCAUUCAGACUGGAAGAGUGGUGAUUACUGGAUCGAUCCUAACCAGGGCUGCACACUCGAUGCCAUCAAGGUCUUCUGUAACAUGGAAACUGGUGAGACCUGCGUCUAUCCCAACCCAACAAGCAUUCCACGCAAGAACUGGUGGACAAGCAAGGGAAAAGACAAGAAGCACGUAUGGUUUGGCGAGACUAUGAAUGGUGGUUUCCAUUUCAGCUAUGGCGAUAGUAGUUUGACAGCCAACACUGCUGCCAUCCAGAUGACUUUCCUGCGUCUACUGUCCACUGAGGCCUCCCAGAACAUCACCUAUCAUUGUAAGAACAGCAUUGCCUACAUGGACAGAGCUUCUGGCAAUCUGAAGAAGGCCCUCCUGUUGCAAGGCUCAAAUGACAUUGAAAUCAGAGCGGAAGGAAACAGCAGGUUCACAUACACUGUCUUGGAAGAUGGUUGCACGAAACAUACUGGCAAGUGGGGCAAGACAGUCAUUGAAUACAGAUCACAGAAAACAACCCGUUUGCCCAUUGUGGAUGUUGCACCUUUGGAUAUUGGUGGUUCAGAUCAAGAAUUUGGUGUUGACAUUGGCGCAGUCUGCUUCUUGUAAAAUACUAAGGACCUCAGUACUUUCCAAUCACUUCUAGGACUUCUGCACUGAAUGGCUGAUCCAAUCCAUCACUCCAUUCAUCCACACGCUUACAUUUUGGACUUCAUGGCCUAGCUGGACAGACUGUGAAAACGGUUAAUUUAUUUAUUGUUUUCCUGUAAGAUCGUCAUGUCAGGUGGAAGUGUUACUGAUAUCUGUUGAAGGCCCUCCCCUGGAUUGUACCAGCACAGGUCUUACUAAAAUUCAUACCGUACCAGUCUGUAAUAAAGGUUACGAGCAGGAGACUGUGUAAAAUAUAAAAAAAAAUGGUGCUAUGUUGUAAAACCAGUCUGUAACAUGGAGAACAAUUGAUAUAAAAAAUGUGGAAAGUACAA